This is a messenger RNA of Glossina fuscipes, 1695 nucleotides long. RefSeq names its product threonine aspartase 1 (gene Tasp1). Gene Ontology annotation, molecular function: threonine-type endopeptidase activity. The record is from RefSeq and is a predicted model, not a curated record. Gene Ontology annotation, biological process: protein maturation. The coding region runs from base 242 to 1312 and encodes 356 amino acids. The transcript has 3 exons. Lineage: Eukaryota; Metazoa; Arthropoda; Insecta; Diptera; Glossinidae.
UCGAUCUCGCCUUUUUCUAUAUAUGUUGCACUUAAUUAAGAUACGGUCGAUAAUUGAUGAGCAUCUUAAUAACAUGUAAUCAUUGGUUUUGCCACCACUAGCAACAUUAAUUUGUUUAUUCAAUUUUUUUAAAUGUUUACAUUGAAGAGGUAAAAGGAAAUUUAUUAAAUUUCAUAAAAAAAAUAAAAAAAAAAAAAGAAUAAGAGAAUUGAAUAUCGAUAAACUAGCUUUUGCAAGGAAAAUGUCUGGAUUUAUUGCUGUUCAUACGGGUGCUGGUAAUUGCGUUGAUGAAACGAAAUAUCAACGUGUCAUUAAGGAGGCUUGCGUUCGGGCUACAGAUAUCCUUAAAAAUGGUGGAAGUGCAAUGGACGCCUGUGAGGCGGCUAUUAUGCGCUUAGAAAAUUGUGGGAAUACGAACGCCGGUUUCGGUUCAAAUCUAUGUUGGGAUGGUUAUGUGCAGUGUGACGCUUCAAUUAUGAAUGGAAAUAAUUUGCAUUUUGGUGCCUGCACUAACGUAACAACGGUUAAAAAUCCCAUUCAGUUAGCUCGCGUAAUUUGUGAAGGACAAGAGCGAAUGUUAUCCAUGGAACGUAUACCGCCCAUGGUUAUGGCCGGUCAAGGUGCCGAACGAUAUGCCGAAGAAAUGGGCUGCGCUAUGAUUGAGCCCAGCGCGUUAAUUUCAUCAAAGGCAAAGUUCUCCUAUAAUCAUUACAAGUCCAAAGUGGCUAAACUGACCAAAUCAUCCAGUCCAAGUGCGGAAGGCACUGUGACACCCGAUACCAGCAGUGCUUUGGACACAGUAGGCGCGGUAUGCGUUGACAGUACUGGAAAUUCAGCAGCUGGCUGCAGUUCAGGUGGUUUGCUCUUGAAAGUGCCUGGUCGCGUUGGUCAAGCAGCCACAUACGGUGCUGGCUGCUGGGCUACAGACACAGACGCUGCUUCGGUAGCUACUUGUACCACAGGAAACGGGGAAUAUCUAAUGAAAACAUUUCUGGCCAAAGAAAUCUGUACUGAUCUUUUCACUACCGAAUGCGCUGUCACAAGUUUGCAUAAAACAUUCAAAACUAAAUUCCUAGAAUCCCCCUUUCUACCUGCCCACCAAGAUUUAUACGGUGGCGCACUUUCCGUUAUCUAUUAUCCCAAAAAUGGUGGAGGCGAAGUACUUUGGAGCCAUACAACUAAAUCGUUUUGCGUCGGCUACAUGUCAACACAACAGAAGAUGCCAAAAUUUGUGUAUUCGCCAUUACCAACGUAUAGUCUCCCGGGAAAAUCGAGUGUGGUCAACGGACACAAUUUCCAUUUACGUAUAUAGUUGACGAUGGUGACGAAAUGAAUGUUUGUCUAUUUUAAUUUUUGAAUGUUAGUGAUGUGUGAAUGUAUUAUUACAUUUGUCGGAAUCGAUGUGGACAUUUAUAUGUGCUCAUAUCGUUGUCGUUUUGAACGCAAGCAAUGUAUUCUUUAAGAUUAAAAUUUAAAUUCAUUUAAUGUAACUAAAAUCCUAUAAAUAUAACUACACAUGAACGAACACACCAUCAAUGUAUACUUGGAUAGACAAAUGCACACAUGCAUAUACACUUGGAUAUCGUCGUCAUCGUACACUUAAUAAUUAUUAGUUCUGUUCGUAGGCUAAAAAUUAUGAAUUAAUGUUUUUUAAUAGAUUCAACUGCAUUUAGUAUAAUAAUUGCGCUAUUUGCA